UAGGCGUGUCGCCGCCGCCGCUGAGGCCAAGGCUGCUGCCGCCGCCUCCUUUUCCGGGUCCGCUGCGGCGGCGAGUGAACCAGCGAGGGAGGCGAGUAAAGAAACGAGCAGGCCGGCCCCGCCGGCUCGGGUCCGCGCCGCGCCCCCCCCCCCGCGCCGCCUCUCCGCUGCCGCCAUGCCCGGCCCGGCCGCCGGCAGCAGGGCCCGUGUCUACGCUGAAGUGAACAGCCUGAGGAGCCGCGAGUACUGGGACUACGAGGCCCACGUCCCCACCUGGGGUAAUCAAGACGAUUAUCAACUUGUUCGGAAACUCGGCCGGGGGAAAUACAGCGAAGUCUUUGAGGCCAUUAACAUCACCAACAAUGAGCGAGUGGUUGUGAAAAUUCUGAAGCCAGUGAAGAAAAAGAAAAUAAAACGAGAAGUGAAGAUUUUGGAGAACUUACGAGGCGGAACCAACAUCAUCAAGCUGGUUGACACUGUCAAGGAUCCAGUGUCAAAGACUCCAGCAUUAGUAUUUGAAUACAUCAAUAAUACAGAUUUUAAGCAACUAUACCAGAUCCUGACAGACUUUGAUAUUCGGUUUUAUAUGUAUGAAUUGCUCAAGGCCUUGGAUUACUGUCACAGCAUGGGGAUCAUGCACAGAGAUGUCAAACCUCACAACGUCAUGAUAGACCAUCAACAGAAAAAGUUGCGGCUCAUAGACUGGGGCUUGGCAGAAUUCUACCAUCCAGCUCAGGAAUACAACGUCCGUGUGGCCUCGAGGUACUUCAAAGGGCCGGAACUCCUCGUGGACUACCAGAUGUACGACUAUAGCUUAGACAUGUGGAGUUUAGGCUGUAUGCUGGCAAGUAUGAUCUUCCGAAAAGAGCCUUUCUUCCACGGCCAAGACAACUAUGACCAGCUGGUUCGCAUUGCGAAGGUGCUGGGUACAGAUGAAUUAUAUGGUUAUCUGAAGAAGUACCACAUAGAACUGGACCCACACUUCAACGACAUCUUGGGACAGCAUUCGCGGAAACGUUGGGAGAACUUCAUCCAUAGUGAGAACAGACACCUGGUCAGCCCUGAAGUCUUGGAUCUUCUGGACAAACUCCUGCGAUAUGACCAUCAACAGAGGCUGACUGCCAAAGAAGCUAUGGAGCACCCCUAUUUCUAUCCGGUUGUGAAGGAGCAGGCCCAGCCCAGCUCCGACAGUUCUGUGCUCUCCAGUGGCCUGACAGCUGCACGAUGAAGUUUGGGAAACGACGGGUCUGUCUGAUGCUGUUCCUCCCAAUUUUCCAUAACCAGAACAAAAUCAAACGCCUUAUCCGCUUGUGUACAGAGAUGGUGGUGUGCAGCUUCCAGAAGUCAUCCCAGUGGCAGGUUAUGGGAACAGGGACUGCGGUGGUGGCAACUGACGGCACCCAACAGCAUACAAAAACACAAACUUGUGUCUUUGACUUCCUGUUGACUUCCUCCUGACCAAGAAAGCAUGGGCGUUGUGAAGGGUAUGCAAAACUGUGGCUGGCUCGUGUGGCUUCCCUCCAACCUCGGUGCCCUUCCCCUAAACCCAGCCCACGUUCUGAUAAAAAUGGCUCCUGUUUGGCAGGCUGGGAGAGGAGGGAGGCUCUGUGGCAUG
Messenger RNA from Gekko japonicus, 1615 nucleotides. It is a transcript of the gene CSNK2A2, whose product is annotated as casein kinase 2, alpha prime polypeptide. The coding region runs from base 176 to 1228 and encodes 350 amino acids. The transcript has 12 exons. Lineage: Eukaryota; Metazoa; Chordata; Lepidosauria; Squamata; Gekkonidae. The record is from RefSeq and is a predicted model, not a curated record. Gene Ontology annotation, molecular function: ATP binding; protein serine/threonine kinase activity. Gene Ontology annotation, cellular component: nucleus; cytosol; protein kinase CK2 complex. Gene Ontology annotation, biological process: regulation of chromosome separation; protein phosphorylation.